UACUUAUGAUUUUCCUGUGAAAUAUGUACAUUAAUACACAAUGAAGUAAGUAACGGUAUAAUAUGCAUGUAACUGCAUGUAAAAGAACAGGUGAAAAGUGUACACUUGUGAAAAUUUAUUCAAUGGAUAGAGUCAACUACAUCGUAAGAAAUUCAUUAAAUUAAUGUAGAUAAAGUAAAGAUAUGAAUGGUUAAUGAAGCUAAGUAAGGCGUGAAAUGAAGGAAGUUAUAGAAAACGCUUAAUAAUAAUGGUCAUUGUAUAGAGUGUAAACCAACCUCAAGGUUAGGAUAAUAUUCGUACACUCUAUAGAAAGGUUUACGCUGUGUUCCACCUAUAUACAUGUUCUGCCGGAUAUUGUGUAUCACUAGAAAGUUGUGAAAUGAUAAAAACUUUUUUGAUAAAUAUGUAUGCGAAGAUAGCUUAGUGAAAGAAUAGUUUGGGCAUUAAACCAAGAAAAAUAUUAUAAUUGAAAUAAAGAUUAACGGUUGUCUGUGGGUGAACAAAUUAUCAUUGUGAUGGAAUUUGAAGCACGUGCAUGAAUAACAACAAACGCAUAUGAUGCAGUACUGUGUAAGAUUUGAAGUGCAUGUUUAUCAGUAAACAGGAGUGUGUAUACAAUCUUCAAAAUUUUACAAAGAACCGUGUUGAAAUAUAUAGAUAAACAAGAAAACUUUUAUCGGAUUACUGAAGAUAGGAAUAUUGAUAUUUUAUGUUUUGACUGAUAUACAAGGUAUACUUAGAUUGUGAUAACAUUUCUGAAGGAACCGGUGAUCUGAUUUGAUCAAGGAAUAGUUACAGAAGUCGAAGAUGAGUAUGAGAGGACAAAAUGAGCUAUCAAAAGAGGAGAAAACCAGUCGUUUUGCAAACAAAAGGAAACAAAAACGGGCACAGAGACAUAGAUCUGAUGGAUUUAUGGUUGGUAAAGAUAUCGAUAGUUUGGAAGAUGACGACGAAAUUAAAAUGGAUGCUGUUAAUUUUCUCAUGUGGCUAAAAAAUCCAAAUCUUCAAAAUUUAGUAAAAUUAAGGAAAUGCAUUAAAUCAAACGAUGUUGACUGGAUGACAGAAUUUCUCCAGUUUGACGGCCUAGGGAUGCUAUUCCAAUGCCUGAAAAACUUAGGGUCGUACAAGACCCAUCAUUUGUCGGAUAUGGUUCUGAAGUUAGAAUGUAUAAUGUGUAUUAGAGAGGUAGUAAACUCACAAAGUGGUGUAGAUUGUUUAUUGAAAAUAAAGGAAAGAAAAGACAACAUUUUUGGGCGGAGAUUUGCUUCAGCCCUAGACACAAACAAUGUAAUGGUCAAGAUGCAAAUGUUUGAACUUUUGUCAGCUUUGUGUGUUUACUCUAAAGAAGGUUUCUAUCUGACUUUAGAUGCUAUGGAGCAAUACAGGGUUUGGAGAAAGCUGCCAUAUAAAUUCAGUCUUCUGAUUAAGGAACUUCGUGCUGCCGAUCUGACGUCAUACAGGACAACACUAAUGGCCUUGGUCAAUUCUAUUGUGGUAUCAAAUGAAGAACUUCAAGACAGACAUCGUGUACGCUGUGAUUUUGUAUCUCUAGGAAUUCUUGAUAUUUUAAUACUUUUACGACAAGAUGUUGAUCCAAUCUUAGCCGUGCAGUGUGACGUGUUUGAAGAGGAAUUAGCCGCUGACAACGAGGCUCUAGAAGACCUUAGAGAACAAAGUACAGUUAACAUUCAGGAUCCCAAAGCACUUUUUGAUGCCAUAGACAAAAAGGUUUCUCAUACACCCCUGUCUUACUCAUUGCUGAGUAUACUGUAUAGUCUGUUUCAAAUUGAUCCACAUCACAGUAACAGUGAAGCCACAUGGACAUUGGUAGAAAAACUUACGCAACAAGCAGUAAGUUUAGACUCAACAGAACCUCACCUCAAAAGAGGAUUAUCAAUAAAGACACUCCGACGAGAGGAUAAAGAAGUUCAAACUGAUGAUGACCUUCCACGCAUGCGAAUGUCAUUAGCUAGGGGAAACAAGCUCUCAACAGAAGCAAUACAAGCCGUUUCAUCAGCAUAUUCACAAGCAACAGCGGAUCUACCAACUAAAGAAUAUAAGGGUUCUUCUGCUGCAUUGCCUGUUGCUGCUGGACCAAUUGUUGUGCCACCCCCACCACCUCCUCCGCCGCCACCACCAGGCGGUGUUCCGCCACCUCCGCCUCCGCCUGGCGGUGUUCCGGCUCCUCCACCUCCGCCUGGUGGAGUUCCUGCACCGCCGCCACCACCAGGAAUGGGAGGUCCUCCACCUCCGCCUGGUGUACCAGGGACACUGAAGCCACCAAGUCCUCCUCCACCAGCAAUCUCAACACCCGAUCCAAAUUGUAAAAUGAAGAUCUUCAACUGGAACAAACUACCUCCUGCUUCUUUUAAAAAAACCAGCGUCUGGGCAGAUGUCCUUGGUAUGGAUGACAAGGUGGACGUAGAAUAUAAGAAGUUAGAGGAAUGGUUUUCACAAAAGCAAACGACGCCAGCUGCUCUUCUGAAACCAGAAAAUAAUAAAGCACAAUUAGCAAGAAAGCAUUCCACUUCACAUGAGAUUUCCUUACUAGAUGCAAAGAAAAGCAUGAAUGUAAAUAUAUUCCUAAAACAAUUCCGUAAACCACCAGAUGUGAUAAUACAAUUAAUAAAAGAAGGAGAUCCUAGAUCAGUUGGCGUUGAAAAGCUUAAAAGUUUGAAUAAACUUCUUCCUUCAUCUGAUGAGGUAGACACAUUUACACAGUUUGAAGGUGACAAAGAGAGACUUGGUGAUGCUGAAAAGUUUUUCAUGGAACUAAUUAAACUUUCAGAAUAUGAAUUACGGAUUGAAGCAAUAAUUUUGAAAGGAGAAUUUAAUUCCUUAAUUGGAUCAAUAAGACCAAAUAUUCAAAUUCUGAAUCAAGUUUGUAGAAAGCUUUAUGACAAUCAUUCAAUCAAAUCAUUUUUUCGUUAUAUACUUCAUGCUGGAAACUUCAUAAACAAGAAAAAUAAUUGUGGAAAUGCAGUAGGUUUUAGAAUUAGCUCAUUGAAAAAGCUUGUAAACACUAAAUCUAAUGUUCCUAGAAUGACAUUAUUACAUCAUCUUGUUGAAGAAACUGAGAAGAAAAAUAGGGAUACUUUAGGUUUUGUUGACGAUUUACUGGACCUACUCCAGAAAGCUGCCAGAUUUACAUUAGCACAAACCGUUACAGAAUUUAAUCAACUUAAGAAGCACGUUCAAAGCAUAAAAAGUAAAGUAGAUAAGGUAGAAGAUGAAGAAGUGAAAGGACAGUUUGCAGAUUUUAUGGAUGAAGCUAUGAAUGAUUUGGAAGACGUAGAAGAGGGAAUAAGUCGUGUUAAAGCAUUAUCUACUAAGAUGGCCGAACACUUCUGUGAAAAUGAAAGAUCAUUUAGUUUGGAUGAAUUUUUAGAUACGUUCAAAGAAUUCACUGAAAACAUUAAGACCUGCCAACAAGAAUUGACAACACAGAAAGAACAACAAGAAUCAGCAGAGAAAAGACGGAAAGCACAGGAAGAAAUAUUUAGCAAACGGAGAAGUGGUAAUUAUUUACAUCCCAGUAAAUCUGAGGAUAAGAAGAUUGUUGAUAGCAUUGUUAAUGAAAUAAAACAAGGAAAAGUUCUUCGUCGUCUCUCCUUAAGGAAGAAGGAACCUACUCCGCUCAAAUUAAAUAUACAUCGCGAAGUCAGUCAUUUGUAGUUAUAGAUUAUAGAAGAUUCAGUAGCAAUAACGCCAUUUCAUUUAACCAAACGAUAAUUAUAUUUUGUGAUAUGCAAUUUUAAACUACAGUUUUUUUUUAUAACUGACAGUGUUCAAAUAAAUUUUCUUGCCAAACUUCAUUUAUCAGUUAUAUUUGGGUCGUUGCUGAAUAAAAUGUUAUUAUGAAUCUUUUAUAUAUAUAUAUGUUAUUAUAUUUAUAAAACAUGUGGUGUGGACAUGGAUUAAAAACAGUAGAAUAACGUUAUUUAUACAGUAUUAUAUACGAAUGAGGAUGUAUAAAGCUAUAAGUAUAUUAAACAUUGAUACAAUGUACAUUAUAUACUUCCAAUGAAUCGGUAUCGAUGCAUGGAGGUAUCAGUCUCGGAAGAUACCAUCCAUCUAGUUGUCAGAGCAGUGGUAAAAACUGUGAAUGUACAUCACCACCUCGUUAAGUUAUUCAAUUGUUCUAAAUAAAGGAUGCAAGGCCCUCGGGCAAUGUUGAUUUAAUAUGGAAUAUUGCAUGUUAUGUUGCUAUGCUUUCAAACGACAUGUAUUUUUGUUUUACUUUCCAUAUGUUGGACUCAUGAAGUUUACUCAAGAAACACGCGAUGUGCACACAGCAAAAAUAAAAAUCUUUCUAAGAGCAGCAUAAUAUCCUGACCAACAAGAUGUUAGGAAUAGUUGCACGAAAAGGAAAAAUAAAUGUGCAUGCAGCAUUGUCUUAAACAUUAACAGUUUUCCAUGAAAUGAUUAAACAAUAAACAUUCGUGCACAAAACAUUUCUACCCCAAAAGUUCAUUCCUAAUGAAAGUGAAGAAAUGCGCAUCGAACGCACCAAACAGCAUACACUUGUAUCUGAAUGUUCUUUGCGUACACCUAUAUUUGAAUGUACUUAGCGUACACUUAUCAUGAUUUGAAUGUCCUAUUUAUUAAUCUUAGCAUUCGGGUGUUUCACUCUAAUAUUAUCAGCCAAUUGUAUUCAAUUGAACAGAAUUUUUAUUGUAACAACACCUCAUACUUCUUAUUGCAUUACGAUUAUAUCUGUUCAGUGAUUGUUAUGAGAUAAUCAUUUUCAAAUCUGCAAUAAACUCACUGUUUAUCAAA
Messenger RNA from Mytilus californianus (California mussel), 4779 nucleotides. RefSeq names its product inverted formin-2-like. The record is from RefSeq and is a predicted model, not a curated record. Bases 808 to 3675 code for a protein of 955 amino acids. The transcript is spliced from 14 exons. Gene Ontology annotation, biological process: actin cytoskeleton organization. Gene Ontology annotation, molecular function: actin binding; small GTPase binding. Lineage: Eukaryota; Metazoa; Mollusca; Bivalvia; Mytilida; Mytilidae.